AUGAUUCAAUGGAGAAAUGACACCAGAGUAAAAGAAUUUAUAUUUCUGGGUCUUACUCAGUCCCAACACCUGAGCCUGGUCUUAUUCCUUGUCUUGUGUUUUGUGUACAUCACAACUCUUCUGGGGAAUCUCCUCAUCAUGAUCACCGUGACCUUUGAGUCCCGUCUCCACACACCCAUGUACUUCCUGCUCAGAAACCUUGCCAUCCUGGACAUCUGCUUCUCCUCCAUCACAGCCCCUAAGGUUUUGGUGGACCUUCUAUCAAAGAAAAAGACAAUUUCCUACACAAAGUGCAUGACACAGAUAUUUUUCUUCCACCUGCUUGGUGGGGCAGACAUUUUCUCUCUCUCUGUGAUGGCAUUUGAUCGUUACCUGGCCAUCUCAAAGCCCCUUCACUAUGUGACCAUCAUGAGUAGUAGGUGGUGCACAGCCCUCAUUGCGGCCUCCUGGGUGGGGGGAUUUGUUCACUCCAUUGUGCAAAUCUCCCUCUUGCUCCCACUCCCCUUCUGUGGACCCAAUGUUCUUGAUACUUUCUACUGCGAUGUCCCACAGGUUCUCAAACUCGCUUGCACUGACACUUUUGUCCUUGAGCUCCUGAUGAUCUCAAACAACGGCCUGGUAACUACCCUAUGGUUUAUCUUCCUGCUGGUGUCCUACAUGGUCAUCCUGAUGAUGUUGAGGUCUCAGGCAGGGGAGGAUAGGAGGAAAGCCAUCUCCACCUGCACCUCCCAUAUCACUGUGGUCACCCUACAUUUUGUGCCCUGCAUCUAUGUCUAUGCCCGGCCCUUCACUGCCCUCCCCACAGAUAAAGCCAUCUCAGUCACCUUCACAGUCAUCUCCCCUCUGUUGAACCCCUUGAUCUACACUCUGAGGAACCAGGAGAUGAAGUCAGCCAUGAGGAGACUAAAAAGAAAACUCACACCUCUUGAAAAAUAA
Molecule: messenger RNA, 936 nt
Organism: Cricetulus griseus (Chinese hamster)
Lineage: Eukaryota; Metazoa; Chordata; Mammalia; Rodentia; Cricetidae
Source: RefSeq, a predicted model, not a curated record